AUGGCGACCACCGCGCGCCUUCCCGGUCCAACUGUGACAAGCCACGUUAUCGAACAGAAGCUGGACGUACUAUUUGCCAGCUUCUGGCACAAGAUAAAGGGUAGAACGCAGCCACCUACCUCACAACAGCCACACUGCCAAUCGACAAAGCGGCUCCCUCCAACUCGGAGGAGCGCUCCGAAGGUCUCACCCACAGGACAGGCCUCAUCAUGGCGGCGGCCCAAGCUGCACAAGAGGCGGAAACACCGCAUGAGACGGCACCGGAGGCACACGGCACAGAGGAGAAGCAAAACCCGAAAUGCUCACCUCCUCCACCCGGCGGGACCCAGGAUUAAAAGCCCACAAUAUCUCGCCCAAUCUCGGAUCCCCUCCAAGGACGACCGGAACGACGGCAAUCUCACAAGGGCGGUCUCACACCGGGACGGAGGUCAUCAAUGGCCCAUCCAUGGCCCACACACAGGGCUCCUGCACCAAGCCUCCAGAGUUGGCGUGGGGUGA
This is a messenger RNA of Pelobates cultripes (western spadefoot toad), 498 nucleotides long. Lineage: Eukaryota; Metazoa; Chordata; Amphibia; Anura; Pelobatidae. The record is from the annotation of a GenBank genome assembly.